This is a messenger RNA of Aphanomyces astaci, 1352 nucleotides long. RefSeq lists its product as hypothetical. The coding region runs from base 153 to 1250 and encodes 365 amino acids. The record is from RefSeq and is a predicted model, not a curated record. Lineage: Eukaryota; Oomycota; Saprolegniomycetes; Saprolegniales; Verrucalvaceae. The transcript has a single exon.
CACGACAUUUUUGGUAUAAAUGUCAAAAUUAGCACACAUUAACGGAAUCCUACACGACUUUGUACGCGUUGCGGUUGGUCGCGCCGUCCUUGAGCUUCAAUUUGGGGUGCACCAGCACGUAAAUAUCGUCAAUUCGCGCGUCCAGCUGCGCGAUGCGCUCCCGCGUGGUGGCUUCCAACGCGUCCAUGCGUCCGCUGAGCAUGUGGAUCGCAUCCAGGAGCACGCCGGGGUUGAGCGGGAUGCCCGAGAACUUGGCAGCGAGGUCCUUCUGGCCGUACGCGGCGCUGAGGUUGUCGCUCUCCAUGGAGAUGCCCAUUUCGCCGAGCGAGUUCAAGUUGCCGUGGACGUUGCCCAUCAUGUUGAGGUUCAAGUCUUCGUUCGAAUCGAGCGGCAUGCCCAUGUUGAUCGCGCUUUCCUCCACGUCGUACGUGGGCAUGGGCCCGGCCAGUUCCUUGAUGCCGUACCGCUUCUUGAAGCUCUUCAUCCACGCUGGGGUCACUCCGGGCCACGACCCGCUUUCUUCGUGCUUGAGAGACGCGUGGGCGUUGCCUGUGACUUGCGCAAUGAGCUCCGCCGCCUUCUGGUGCAGCGCCUCGUGCGUCACGGGUUUCUGGUGGCACUUCUCCGUGAUCAUCCAUCGGUACAAUUCGCGUUCCACGGCAGGGUACGCUUCGUCGUCGGCGACCUUGAGGGUCUUGCGGCGCAACGAUGCCAAAUGCUUGGCGUCCCCGCAAAAACGCAUGAUGCGUUCCUUGUUCUUCUUGAUGUCGGAGAUUUGCUGGCGAGAAAUACCGAGAAGAGCGGCAAUGUCCACGGGCUUCUCGCCAUUGUCGAGACGCUGGAGAACUUGUUGCUUCUGGUACAACGACACCACGACGCGCUUGCGUUUGUUGGUCGUGGCAGGGCUCGCCACUACGGAAGACGCGGCCAUGGCUGCGGACGGGGAGGGCUUGAUGGCGGACGCGGUCUUGUUGCGGGCGCCACGCUGGCCCUUCCCAGAGGCGAUGGCCGACCCGCCGAGCCCAUCCCCGGUGGCACUGUCGUCGUCGCCUUCGUCCUUGAACCCUCCAUCUAGCGCGUUGAGACCGUCCGGAUAUGUCACUUCAUCAUCCGGUGCCAGACCUUCCACAGCAUCAUUGAGGUCGUUCAUCGGCAAAGCGGCGUUUGUUAUCCGGUUGAAAUCGAAGAAUGGCGUCGGAUGGCUGGGAAAAUCCACUUUUUCGAAGUGUGGCGCGGAUGCAGUGCUCUGAUUAGCGGAAUCUUUCUGUACUUUGGCUUUUAAGCCAAUCAUUAGCCGACAAUUGCGAGGCUGUAAUGUUGGAAAUGACAGAACACGCACUUUUGAACUGCCA